AUGAUGCGUCGUUGUUGGCUUCUAUUUGCGUUCUUGUUCUGCAUCAAUCAACUUGCUUGGCUGAACGCCGUAAGUGUGCAAAAUUGGUCGUCUAUAUUUAAAGACAAACCGUCGAAGAACUGGGUUAUCCUCGUUGCUGGUACAAAUGCCUGUGAAAAUUAUCGACAUCAAGCUGACGUUUUCCACGCGUAUCAAAUCGUGCGUAAAAACAACGUUCCAGCGGAGAAUAUAAUUACCUUCGCCUACGACGAUAUUGCAAACAAUCCCAGAAAUCCGUUUAAAGGCAAAGUGUUCCAUGACUACUUGUACGAAGAUAUCUACCAGGGUGUGGAAAUUGACUAUCGUGGAAAAGUAUGUGCGAGUACCGGUGCAAAUGAUUUUCUGCAUCAGGUUACCGUGGAACACAAGGAGCAAGUAAAACGACACUGCGUAUCAAAACAGAACACGGACCGUAGGACAGACUAA
Molecule: messenger RNA, 465 nt
Organism: Opisthorchis viverrini
Lineage: Eukaryota; Metazoa; Platyhelminthes; Trematoda; Opisthorchiida; Opisthorchiidae
Exons: 3
Coding region: 1-465 (154 amino acids)
Biological process (GO): vacuolar protein processing
Molecular function (GO): cysteine-type endopeptidase activity
Source: RefSeq, a predicted model, not a curated record